Molecule: messenger RNA, 1213 nt
Organism: Rhizopus microsporus ATCC 52813
Lineage: Eukaryota; Fungi; Mucoromycota; Mucoromycetes; Mucorales; Rhizopodaceae
Product: Pkinase-domain-containing protein
Exons: 1
Coding region: 53-1150 (365 amino acids)
Biological process (GO): intracellular signal transduction; peptidyl-serine phosphorylation; protein autophosphorylation
Cellular component (GO): cytoplasm; nucleus
Molecular function (GO): calcium/calmodulin-dependent protein kinase activity; ATP binding; calmodulin binding
Source: RefSeq, a predicted model, not a curated record
CUAUUCCUUUCUCUUCUCUUCUCUUCUUCUUUCUAUAUAUCGCACUUGAUACAUGGUCAGCUUAACCUCUUUCUUUUCAAGAUCAAGUCAAAAGACGCCGAGCAGUAGUCGACAAGCAAGUAGACAAAGUAGUCGUAGAAAUUCAAGAGAGGGGUCACAAUUAGACUUGGAUGAAGGAAUCAAUUCAUGCUCAAGUAGUAUAGAAUCAACUUCUACAAAAUUGUAUAGAUUAAAUACAGCAAGCUUACGUGAGUAUGGUGAAUGCUACAAAAGACUCGGAAAGGGUUCAACGGCGAUUAUAUCCAUCUGUAAAAGCAAGCGAUUAUCUUAUGAUUCAUCCAGUGAAUGCAAACUUUAUGCGAUCAAGCAGUUUCGAAAAAGAAACAAGACAGAGACCGAAAAGGAAUACAUGAAAAAGUUGACGAGUGAAUUUUGUAUUUCUUCGACCUUUCACCAUCAAAAUGUGAUUGAAACAAUCGAUCUCGUAUUGGACAAUCAAACGCGAUAUUGCACAGUCAUGGAAUAUUGUCAAGGUGGUGACUUAUUCUCUGCUAUUAUGUCUGGACAUAUGACUGAAAUAGAGAUGGCUUGCUGCUUUAAACAAAUGAUGAAAGGCAUUGCUUACCUUCAUUCAGUUGGUGUCGCUCACAGGGAUAUCAAACCCGAAAACUUGUUGCUCACACUUGACGGUACGCUCAAGAUAACGGACUUUGGUGUGUCGGACGUUUUCCGAUGUGCUUGGGAGAAAAAGUGUCACAAGUGUCAUGGGUUGGUUGGGUCCGAACCUUAUAUCGCUCCAGAGGCAUUCGAUCGUAAAGACUAUUGGGGUUCUCUCUCUGAUAUCUGGUCGGCUGGCAUCGUUCUUUAUUCGAUGUACAAAAGUGGUCAUGCUUGGAUUAGAGCUGAUAAAAAAUCGGACCGUGAAUUUAGAUCCUAUUUAGACCAUCACCCAGCAAGAACUUAUCCAAAUUUCAAAAAGUUUAACGAUUCCAUGAGAGAUUUGGUUUAUAAAAUGCUCGAACCAAAUCCUGAACAUCGUCUAACAGCAGAACAAGUACUGGAACACAAAUGGGUAAAGUCAAUCCUACUGUGUGAAAAAGGUAUCGAUACCAUGAAUAGACACCACAAACAUACAACAGCAACAAAAUAAUUCAUUUGUAAAUAUUAUAUUCAUUUUAAUUAAAAUCCCAAAUAACUGUAUUCUCCCAAGUGA